Peronospora matthiolae is the source of this 867-nucleotide messenger RNA. NCBI's taxonomy places the organism in Eukaryota, Oomycota, Peronosporomycetes, Peronosporales, Peronosporaceae. The record is from the annotation of a GenBank genome assembly.
AUGUGCGUGACGCGCAACGAAGAUCGUGGAUAUUUUCUUGACCAGGAGGAGGCGAUUGUCGACUUGCUGCGUGACCACGGCAUGACCGAUGCCAACUCAAGUCGUGCGCCUAUCGGGACAGAUGUUUAUGAGGUUCAAUGUGCAGACAGCGGACAACUUGCAGACACGGGUGUUCCAGGUCAACCUAGCGUUCGUGCAUUUCAGUCUAUUGUCGAAUCGUUGCUCUGGGUAGCGAGGCGCACAAGACCCGGCAUCGCAUUUGCGGUGCACAAGGCAACCAGACAAACACACGAGCCACGGAUACAUGACUGGAAAUUGGCUAAGCGCAUCGUGCGCUAUCUGAGUAGCACGCGUGGAUUGAAGAUCAGCAUGAAGCCAGCAGUCGAAGAAACUGCACAACCUGUUUUAAUGAGCUACAGUGACGCAGACUACGCGGCCGACAAGGCAAACAGAAAGUCUUUGACCGGUAGCGUUAUCAUGCUGAAUGGAAUGAUAAUCAGCUGGUGCUCGAAAAAGCAAGAAGGUGUGGCGCUCUCGACAAUGGAGUUGGAAUUUGUGGCAGCGUCUGAAUCUGGACGAAAGCUUUUUGGAGUGAGAGAGACGCUGAGUGAAAUUGGUGAGUUGCCUGCACUCCUGAUGAAAAUGCUCAUUGACAACCAGGCAGCAAUACGGCAGAUUGAAGGAGAAGUGUCGUCUACUAAAGCCAAGCACAUUGAUGUGAGAGUCAAGUACUUGUGCGACUACGCUCAUCAAGGCAUUGUGAUGCCACAACAUGUGCCGAGCGACCUAAUGCUUGCGAACGUACUCAUCAAAGCACUCGAUGCAGUCAAGACGGUUAAGUUUCGUUCACUGCUACACGUCGUGUAA